Messenger RNA from Pimephales promelas (fathead minnow), 3867 nucleotides. It is a transcript of the gene meltf, whose product is annotated as melanotransferrin. Gene Ontology annotation, cellular component: plasma membrane; recycling endosome; extracellular region. Lineage: Eukaryota; Metazoa; Chordata; Actinopteri; Cypriniformes; Leuciscidae. Gene Ontology annotation, biological process: iron ion transport. The record is from RefSeq and is a predicted model, not a curated record.
GGACGUGUCGUUUUGAGUCCUCGUGUCUAGUCAUAUUAUAGUCUAUAAAUUUCGAAAGUGUGACUGCACGUAUCGUUUAUUAUGGUAUCAUUUUCCGUUUUUGUUAUGUCAAAGGGCUAACUUUUGGACUUUGCAACAGACUCUCACAGAUAUAAAUCGACAACACACACUAGGCUCAACGCUACAGUUACACCAUCUGCGCACUCUCGAGUCAGAGAUGGACACCUUGACUUUUCUAAGUGUUCUACUUGCAGUCACGCAUUAUGUGUCAGGGCAGAGUACAAUAAAAUGGUGCACUAUUUCUGAGGCGGAGGAGUCCAAAUGUAAAGCCAUGUCUCAGGCAUUCACCAGUGCUUCAAUUCGACCAGCGAUACAGUGCGUCCGUGUCUCAUCUAAAUCAGAAUGUGCUCAAAAACUCAUCAAAAAAGAAGUUGAUGCCUUUUCAGCCAGUGUUUCAGAGAUAUACAACAUUGGCAAGCAAGCCAGCUUCAAAAUUGCAGCUGGAGAAUCUGGAGCAGAUGGGAAAGGAAUAACUUACUACGGUGUUGCUGUGGUCAAAAAGAAUAAUUCAGCCAUCAACAUCAACAUUCUGAAGGGGAAGAAGUCUUGUCACACCGGGAAGAACCGCACAGUUGGCUGGAACAUCCCUCUAGGGUAUUUGAUUGACACUGGGAUGAUGUCUGUCAUGGGCUGUGACAUCCCUCAAGGGGUUGCUGACUUCUUUGAGGCCAGCUGUAUCCCAGGGGCCAAAGACGACCCUGCAUCCCUGUGUCAGCUCUGUGUGGGAGAUAAAUCUGGAAAUUUUAAGUGUGACCCAAGCAACAAGGAGCAAUACUAUGCAUAUAACGGAGCAUUCAGGUGCUUGGUUGAGGAUGCUGGUGAUGUCGCCUUUGUAAAGCACACCACUGUAGGCGAGAAUACUGAUGGUAAGGGGGAUUCGUGGGCUCAGGUCUUGCACUCUGAAGACUAUCAGCUCCUGUGUCGGGACGGCACUCGCAGUCCAGUCAGUGAUUAUGAGAAAUGCCAUCUGGCGCGAGUGCCAUCGAGGGGGAUUGUUGUCCACUCUGACAUCAGCAGUUCGGUGGUUUACAACAUGUUGCGUGAGGGACUGCAAAAGUCUGGGUUCUCCAUGUUCUCCUCAGCAGACUUCAGUGGGGAAAACUUGUUGUUCAGCGACGCUUCAACAACAUUUAUCCAAGCUGGAAAUGAAAACCAUAUCGAAUGGAUGGGCCGAUACUAUGACAUACUGAGAGCUAUGGACUGCUCAAAGUCAGAUGUCCCCACUCAACUUCGAUGGUGUGUCCUGUCUAAUGGAGAGCAGCAAAAAUGUGCAGACAUGGCUGUGGCUUUCAAAAGCAAAAAUUUGAUUCCUGAUAUUCAGUGUGUCUAUGGCACAUCUGUGGAAGACUGUUUGAAGAAAAUACAAAACAAGGAAGCUGAUGUCAUCACUCUUGAUGGAGGCUACAUCUACACAGCAGGAAAGAGUUUUGGUUUAAAACCUGCGGUUGGAGAAAGCUACACAGGAGACACUGACGGAAGCAUUUAUUAUGCUGUGGCUGUGCUGAGGAAGAGCAACAUGGACAUCCAGAGAUUCAGUGACCUCAAGAGCAAGCGCUCUUGUCACACAGGUUAUGGCAGAACUGCAGGCUGGAACAUUCCAAUGGGUCUGCUAAUAGAAAAAGGCAUCAUCAGACCAGAGACAUGCCAAGUGCCCCAAGCUGCUGGGGAGUUCUUUAAAUCAUCUUGUGUACCCGGAGCCAAUCAGAAGGGUUUCCCCAGUAAUCUGUGUGAGCAGUGCAUUGGAGACUCCAGUGGUCAGAACAAGUGUGAAAAAGGCAAGGACUUAUACGACGGUUACGAUGGAGCCUUUAGGUGCCUUGUUGAAAAUCAUGGUGAUGUGGCCUUUGUCAAACAUUCCACUGUAUUUCAGAACACGAAUGGAAACAAUACUGAUUCUUGGGCGGAGCAAUUGGAUUACCGUGAAUUUCAGCUGCUUUGUUCUCAGGAGUCUCGUGCUGAAGUCACUCAGUACACCAAGUGCAACCUGGCCCGUGUCCCUUCCCACGCUGUUAUGAUAAGACCCGAUAUCAACCACCACCUCAUUUUUGGCCUUCUGGACAAAGCCCAGAAUUUCUUUGGAGUUAAUGCUGCCUCAGGCUUCAAGAUGUUUGACUCAAGCGCUUAUGAGGGGUCGGACCUGAUUUUUAAGGACUCAACCAUCACUUUAAUUGGUGUGGGAGAGAAGAAAACGUAUGAGGAGUGGCUUGGCCAGAGCUACCUGGAUGCUGUGAUAGCCAUGGAGUGUUCAGCCACAUCAACAGUGUUGUCCUCGUCCCUACUACUGCUGAUGUCCAUUGUGAGCUCCCUGGUGUCCCUGUUGGCUUUGUAGCAGGUCUGCCAGUCACAGAAGGGGUUUGGCAACUUCAUCUCUUCUUGACUCUGACCUUCAUAGUUGUAUGUAUCAAUAUAUCUAUAGGUGAUUCAAGUUCAAAUCAAGAUGUGAGAUCAAAUUUAAAGCUACAAUAUGCUUAAGCAAUAGCAAUGCAUUUUAUCUGUGAUUGUAAUGGUACAUAGUACGGCUGAUAAGAUUUCCGAGGGAGAUUUUGAGGACCGUCUUAAAUUAAGAAACAACAAAGAGUUGUCUGAAGUCUUUCUUUAAACUAGAGUUUAAACCAAAGCUGAUCCCUUAUCAUGACCAUUUGUAUUAUUCUACUCUGAAAUUGCUGAGGGCAAUAGCCAUAUCAGUGCAUAUGCUUUGCCUGUUACAUAUUUAUUGCACAAUGUUUAUUGCAGCAUUUUAAACCAACAUUUUAUUAUGCUAUGAACUACUUGAAGGCACAUGCCAUAUCAGGGAAUAUGCUGUGUCUAGUAUUUUCCUCUUUGAUGAUUUUCAUCAUCAUGCCAUUGAAUGCAACAUGCACUGGAGUUUUACUACUGAAUAGAUUGAAAGGGUUAUUUUACUCUCAUAUUCUCCCCAGACUGAAAGCAGAAGAAAAUGAGUUUUCAGUGUUUUUUUUUUCUUGCUUUUGCAUUCUCAAAUCAACAGCACAACGUGCAACUCAUGCAUAUAAAAUCUGAAAUAUAUAUAUAUAUAUAUAUUUUUUACAUUUUUAAUUUAAAAAAAAAAUUAAUUAAAUAAAAAAAAUAUAUAUUUUUUUCUGAUAAUUAAUCACUGAGUUGAAAUAAGUUGUUGAAUUAUGAUACACCCGGUAAUGCUUUCGUAUCUGGGGGAUAAAUAUAUCUUUCCAGUGACUGUGCAGUCAUUGUUGCAACAUUAAAAUCCUUUUGUCUCUGCAUUAUGUUAGUAUUGUUGCAAAGCUUUUAUUUACUAAACAAUGUUCUAAAACUGUUGCUCGCCUUUCUUUGUGGUAGUAACUGAUUGUAAAUUCCCAAAAAUGAUUCAUACAGCACAUUUUAGUGAACCCCAUACACUGAGAUAAAUAACCAUGGAUACUAUUCAUUAAACAUUUUUUGAAAUUCAAGUCCAAUCAAAUGGGGCAUAACAAGUCUUGUCCAAAACCCACAAUGGAUGGACCUCCAGCAGAUUUUGAAUCAUUGAUAUAAUAGAUCAUCCCUUCAGCUUGCCUUUUCACAUCAGUGUGUGCUUUAGAUGUCUGUUCCAUUAUAGUAUUCACUUUUUUGCUUUGUAAUUUGAUGUUUCUUUGAGAGGUUUAUUUGUAUAUGUUGUUCAGAUACCAUAUCAGUGUAUAUGUGCUGACACAUGAAUGUAUUGCAUUAAUGUUUAGCCUGCUUUUUCUUGGUUGCAAUUUCUUAAUGAAAUGAUUGAGAUAUAACUAAUAUUUAGUUGCCAGGCCAGUGCGUCUGCUCAAGUAUUACAACAUACUGUCUCUUAUUUUAAAUAAACAA